Colletotrichum truncatum is the source of this 2937-nucleotide messenger RNA. RefSeq lists its product as uncharacterized. The record is from RefSeq and is a predicted model, not a curated record. NCBI's taxonomy places the organism in Eukaryota, Fungi, Ascomycota, Sordariomycetes, Glomerellales, Glomerellaceae.
AUGGACGCGCAUAUGCCUUCCGUGAAGGGCAUCUGCCGCGGCAUACUCCAGUUCGUCACAUUUGCUCUGCUUCUCAGUAUCUGCCAGGCCCAAAUCAGCGAUUACAAUCGAGACCAAAAUGAUCAACUUCCCGCCCGAGCGUUGUCCUUGAAGCAAGAUGAGUUCAGUGCUCCCCAGAUCGCCUCUGAACGUCAAAAUGGUCGUGUUGUCACCAGCAUUGUGACAUCCUACAUGCUAGUUACUCUGCCUUGUGAUGUCUCUGAGCUUCCCUCAUCACUUUCCUCUCUCCUUCCAAGUCAACCCGGCUUGUCUCUUCCAAUCUCAGGAGGAAACUUCUCGACAAGCGCUGAAAAGGCAACAAGCUUCCAGUACAGCAAUUCGGUGUCUAUUCCUCCCAACGGAGUUUUAACCUCGUCCUACAUUUCCCUUGGCACGACUCUGAUCAGCUCGACCAGCGGUGAGAUCUCCUCAACCCAGUCUCACCAUGAUAAGGACACUGGUACAGGCACUGGAAUUAUUUUGCCCACUGGAACAAUUGCACCGAGCGGUGGCCGUGUUUCCACCAGUGUUCUCCAAACAGAUCCGUUGUCUUGGGCGAGUUCGUCCGAAACCUCGUCUUCCAUCAAGAGAUCCUCGGUUUCUCAAACCAUCUCUCUCACGUCUGCUGCUCAGCCGAGAAGCAGCAUCACGGCAGUUCCUGUAUCAACCACCUCUGGCACUCUUUCAUCAUCAGAAGCCCCCGAAUCCACGGUGCUACCAUGGACCGCCACAAUUCCGCCCCCAGAAGGUGUUGAGCCUACGACAUCAGUUACAUGGUACUCCUCAGACCACAAGUCAUCCACGACAAGAAGCGACGGCGUCAUUUUGCCCAUCAUAAUUCCUGUUUGGGUUUGUGGUCCCUGGCAGAUUCUUUGCAAGCCUGACUGCAUCAUCCCAUUUCUGUUCUGCGGAGAUGUCAGCAGUCCAGGACCUCUCGGUUUCCCGUGGGCUAAGCCCCCGAAGCUCCCACCCAAGCCCAAGAAGCCAACACCAGCUAAUCCUGAAGAUCCGGAGCCUUCCGAGACAAAGAGCACAUCGUCCGAAUCGUCUUGCACACUCACAUCCACAAUUUCGCCUCACUGUGACCAAAAGUGUAUCGUUGCCCCAGCCACAACGAUUGGGACAUCAACAAGCUGGACAACGGAAUGUUUUGACGCUACCUGCAAGCCCACCGUCGUUCCGUGCAGCAAGACCAUCGAAAAGACGACGACAACAACAUACUCCACACAGACUUCUCAGCCGUCGGAGUACUUUUGCGGCGCUCGCGACAGCUUUUGCUUGAACUGCAUUGACAAGGCCAAACUCGCUGCUCGCCAAGUCGAUAAUCCAGUGCACCCGAAGCCUGAGCCCGGCGAUUACGACAUUUUGGAUGGACCAAAGGGACUCACCCAUCCAGACACCUGGCCCGCGGGCCCAGACGAUUGGUAUCGGCGCAUGUACCACCUUCACAGAGGGUAUUGUGACGGCUUGAUAGAGGAACGAACACUAUCAGACGGAACUGUGGUGAAAAUGGGAAAGUCCACCAUGAAAGCUGAAGAAUUUGGAAGUGAACCAUUGUUGGGUGGCACAGGUCCAUUGUGGGGAUGUAGCGCCCUUCUCAUCAUCACCAAUCACGGAAUUUACACCAGCCACAACUGGGAGAUUCCAAACUUCCAAGACGGACCUCCACUUGCAAACGGUCAACCUUCUUAUCCUGGUGUCCAUCAUGAAGAAGAAUUCGAAAGAGGAGUGCUUAAGUUUCUGAAGGAAGGAGGAUGGGGCUACCCAGGAGUUGAAGAGAUCAAGAAAAACACUAAAAUAUUUCAAUCAGAGCCCAUCAAGAUCUUCAUCUUCACACCAUCUACCUUCAGAGGCAAACAUUGGGGCGGCCACAAGCCCCCUACCACGGAGCCAGAUGAAUGGGCACACUACGGCAAGAUUGCGGAGUGGACGGACUUCAUGGGAGAGGAGUACGGCUGGUUCCUGGACUUUGACGUACAAGGCUAUCUCAAAGGCCCCAGUCAUUGGGCCAACUACUACGAGGGUAUGACGAAUCCGAUGGAUAACUAUCAACCUCCUUGGGGACUUGUUCACUGGCGUUUCCAUCAUCUGAAUGUCCGUGAGGUCGAUGGCAAGGAAAUUAAACAGCCCUGUCUUCAGGUCUGGUACGAAACCCACAUGCUUUGGGAAAACUGUUGGAGCCAUCUCUUCCCUCCAGCCUCACCGCCACCCUUCAGUUUGGGAUUUUCAGUGUCUGCGUCUCUUGCACCUUCAGCAGAUAAAGGUGGAAGCGGCACAGCCGGCCCGGUCCCACAACCGACCCCUAUCAACAACACAUCGACCGCCACUUCUAAUCCCGCUUCCUCAUCCUCCAAAGAAAAGAUCGUUGUCGUCGUUACAGCCACUGCAACUGAAGUUGUUACCGAGUGGAUUGAUACCACGACGACCAUCGUUGAGGGGAACAGACACACUGGAAAGUGGCGCUCGGGUGGUGAUAUCGAGAGCCGAACCCGUGGUACGACGACAACUGCCUUACCCAACUCAACGCCCAGCAAUCGUAAACCCUCCAAGCGAAUUGUUCGACUGGGGCAGCAAAUCAUCUACAAGGGCCCCAAGCACAAAGCGCUUAUCGGCGUGUAUGAGGUCGAUAGCAGUGGUGAAGAGAAAGUCAUAUUUGCAGGCGGCGACUAUGACAAUGGCGGCGCAAAAGAUCUGCCCAGCACGUUCAACUUGAAGGAUGACAAGGGCGGCGAGCUAAACAUCAAAUUCGACAAGGGAUUAUAUAUAAUCUACUUCGAAUCCAAGCUAGGUGAUCAGGUUCGCACUUGGACGAGCAUCUCGGCCAAGAACGCGAAUGAUCCUGGAGCUCCCUGGUGCGAGCAGGUCGACACUCAAGCUGAGGCAGUAAGUUUUGAUUGA